Gastrolobium bilobum is the source of this 1083-nucleotide messenger RNA. Its product is annotated as AT-hook motif nuclear-localized protein 7-like. The coding region runs from base 1 to 1083 and encodes 360 amino acids. Gene Ontology annotation, molecular function: minor groove of adenine-thymine-rich DNA binding. The record is from RefSeq and is a predicted model, not a curated record. Lineage: Eukaryota; Viridiplantae; Streptophyta; Magnoliopsida; Fabales; Fabaceae. The transcript has 5 exons.
AUGGAAGAAACUGUGACCAGUGCUGUUCCUGCAGGGUCAUCAUAUACACCACCCACACAACAAGUUGUUAUCACCUCAGUGCCUCAGGUUAUGAACAUGAACGUGGGGAUUACUGCAGGGACAGCAACUGUUCCUGCUGUCUCAACAACUGCAAUAACACCAACAACAACAACACCUGCAACGGGGUUUGAUUUGUUUGGUAAAAAGAAGAGAGGGAGGCCAAGAAAAUAUGACUCAGAAGGGAACCUAACAUUAACAUACCAAAAGAAGAGUGCAACAACUCCAACAACUCCAACGAGUUUCACUUUGUCACCAACUUCCCCUUCUGAGUUUUCCAACAAAAGGGGUCGUGGCAGACCAUCUGGGUCUGGUAACUGGCAACUCCUUGCUUCUUUUGGUGAGGUGUUUGCAAGCACGGCUGGUGGGGAUUUUACACCGCAUGUGGUGACUGUUUAUACUGGAGAGGAUGUUGCUGGAAAGAUCUUGUUAUUUGCCCAGAAGAGUCCAAGAGGAAUAUGCAUUCUUUCUGCCAAUGGAGCUAUCUCUAAUGUCACCAUCCGCCAACCUGGUUCUUCUGGUGGCAUAUUGACUUAUGAGGGUCGAUUUGAGAUUUUAUCUUUGUCUGGAUCAUUCACACUCUCUGACAGUAAUGGCAUAAAAAGUCGAACUGGGGGAUUGAGUGUCUCACUAGCUGGCCCUGACGGUAGAGUGAUAGGAGGUGGUGUUGCUGGUCUUUUGACAGCUGCUGGCCCUAUCCAAAUUGUAGUGGGAAGCUUCAUGCCAAAUGGUUACAAGACCCAUAAAAGGAAGUACCAACGUGAACAUGCAGUGGCUUCCCCUACUUCAGCUGGUCCAGAUACAGUGACAGCAGCAAGACCAAUCGCACAAGCUAAUCUUGAUGGUGAAAACAUUCUGAUACCUGUGUCUCAGUUACCAGAUCAAAGCCAGAGAGAACCUGUCAGUGUUACAAGUGAUAAACAGAACCUAGAUGCUACACCUAAUGCUGCUACUUGGAAUGGUUCUGAAGAGUUUUCAGAUCAGAGGAUUUCCCCUGACAUCAAUAUAUCUUUGCCUGAUGAGUAA